Gopherus evgoodei (Goodes thornscrub tortoise) is the source of this 2697-nucleotide messenger RNA. Its product is annotated as zinc finger protein 501-like. The record is from RefSeq and is a predicted model, not a curated record. The coding region runs from base 681 to 1718 and encodes 345 amino acids. Gene Ontology annotation, molecular function: RNA polymerase II cis-regulatory region sequence-specific DNA binding; DNA-binding transcription factor activity, RNA polymerase II-specific. Gene Ontology annotation, biological process: regulation of transcription by RNA polymerase II. The transcript has 4 exons. Lineage: Eukaryota; Metazoa; Chordata; Testudines; Testudinidae.
GCUCUAGGGCCAUCUCUACCUCUGAUUCAUUCAAUCCGGAGAUGUCUCCUUGUUCAGGAAGCAGAGAAGGGUUCUUUCUGGAUCCCUUUGAGGGGCGGACGACACAGGGAGGAGGUUUCCUCAGAUUCUACCACAAGAGGGCUCUGGCUAUUGCAUGGAGAGGAGGCUACCCCUAUGUCUGUCUGCUAAGGAUACUGGGGUUGGACUUCCUGGGUCAGACUCUGCUGCUGCCGCCUCCAUUGUGAGCCAGGAGCCCGCGCUGAUCAGCUGCCGCUAGCCGGAGGGGUGUGUGCGGGGAGAGCCCUUCCCUAGCGCCCCUCUGUGCCCAGCCGGGGGCGACUUUCUCCGGCGGCUGGACCAGCCCGUGGGGCAGCCCCGGGCUCUGCCGACACCAGCCCCUGAGCCGGAGCCUGCAGGAUUGAAGUGGUGCCAGGCGUCCUGCUACCUCUUGCGCUGGGGUGAAUUUUAUCCGGAGCAUUGGCCAUAAUAUUCUGCUGGAAUCUGCUGGGUGCUGUACACACAUACUGUCCCUGCCUUGAAAAGCCUCCUCAUCCAAUCAAAAAAUAGAAGCAACAACAUGUGACUUGUGUGCUUUAAGAGAUGACAGCGCUGUGAGUGAGCACAAGGAGGUGAAUAUUUCUCCACAGGCCCCAGGGGUCAAGUGCAAGUAGCAACCUGAAAUGUCACCCAAAAAAUCCAAGGGGAAUGUGGCCAAGACCCUGGAGAAGAAGAAGCCCAAGAACAAGCGUAAGUCAGAGAAGCCAAAGCGCAGCCCCCCCGAGGAGGAGACCCUGGUUUACCAGCCGCUGCCCAAGGGUGACAGGCCCAACCUGUGCUCCGAGUGUGGGAAGAGCUUCCUGCACAGCUCGGAUCUGGUGAACCACCAGCGCAUCCACACGGGUGAUAAGCCUUUCAUCUGCACUGAUUGCGGCAAGAGCUUUCGGCAGAGCUCCACACUUAUCACCCACCAGCGCAUCCACACCGGCGAGACCCCCUACGAGUGCAGCUACUGCGGGAAGAGCUUCCGCGUCAGCUCCAACUUCGUGCGGCACCAGCGCAUCCACACGGGCGAGAAGCCCUACAAGUGCCCUAUCUGUGGGAAGAGCUUCACAGACAAGUCAACCCUGACCCAGCACCAGCGCACCCACACCGGCGAGAAGCCCUACAAAUGCGCUGACUGUGGGAAGAGCUUCAGCCGCAGCUCCCACCGCAAGCGGCACCUGCGGAACCCGCCUGCCAAAGGCCGGAGCAAGUGCUCCCACCGGAGCGGGGAGGCCGCCGUGGCCAAGGCCAAGGAGAUCAAGGUCAAAAAGCGGACGCCGACCAUCGAGAUUCCCAACACGUGCACUGAGUGCUGGCAGAGCUUCAGCCAGAACUCGGACCUGGUCAAACACAUGCGGAUCCACACAGGAGAGAAACCCUUCAAAUGCACUCACUGCGGGAAGCGCUUCAGCGUCAGCUCCAACCUGACCCGGCACCAGCGCAUCCACACUGGGGAGAAACCCUACAAGUGUCCCGACUGCGGGAAGAGCUUCACCGACAAAUCCACCCUGACCCAGCACCAGCGCAUCCAUACGGGCGAGAAGCCCUACAUCUGCAUCUACUGUGGGAAGAGCUUCAGCCGCAGCUCCCACCAUAAGAGACACGAGAGAACCCACUCCGGCGAGAACCCUGACACCUUCCUGCCCUUGUGGCACUACCCCAGUCAGAACUUCUAGAGUUGCUGACCCCUCUGACAGGGCCUCCAGAGACAGGGGUGGGGUGGGGAGGGGCAGGCUGUAUGAUUGGCUGGGUUAUGGGGACAGGAGAGUGUCAGGGGGACAGCUGGCUCAUAGGAUAACUGAUUGGUGAGGACCCUGGGGACAUGGAAAUUUAGUGACUUAAGAAAGAGGUGUGUGUGUGCAUCUGUGAUUGUGUGUGUUGUGUGUAUGUGCUUCAUGUGUGCUUUAUAGAAUCAUAACAAUGUAGGGUUAGAAGGGAUCUCAAGAGGCCAUCUAGUAUAUCUCCCUGUGCUGAGGCCUAGACCAUCCCUGACAGGUGUUUGUCUGACCUCUUCUUUAAAACCUCCAGUGAUGGGAACUCCACAGUCUCUUAGUAACCUCUUCCAGCGCUGAACUAGUCUUAUAGUUACAAAGUUUUUCCUGAUAUCUGACCUAAAUCUCCAUUGCUGCAAACAGCCUAUUCUUAUCCCACCAGCAGUGGGCAUGGAGAACAAUGGAUGGCCUUCCUCUUUAAAACAGCCAUUAAAAUAUUUGAAGACUGUUAUCAGGUCCCCCCUUGGUCUACUGAUCUCUGGGUUAAACGUGCCAGUUCUAGCAACCUAUCUUCACAGGUCAAGUUUCUAAGUCUCUUACCACUUUUUGCUCUCCUCUCGACUCUCUCCAAUCUGAUCCCCUCUUUUUCAAAGUGUGGUACCCAAAACUAGACACAGUAUUCCAACUGAGGCCUCACCAGUGCUGAAUAGAGCAGAACAAACACCCCAUGUGUCUUUCGUAUGAUGCUCCUGUUAAUAUGUCCCAGAGUGAAAUUUCCCUUUUUUUCAACUGCAUCACGUUGAAUCUUAUUCAAUUUGUGAUCCAGCAUGAGCCCCAGAUCCUUUCUUGCUGUAUGGUUGCCUAGACAGUUAUUCCUCAUUUUGUCUUUGUGCAUUUCAUUUUUUUAUUUCCUAAGUGUAGUUCUUGAAUUUCAUCUUAUUGA